Molecule: messenger RNA, 762 nt
Organism: Panthera uncia (snow leopard)
Lineage: Eukaryota; Metazoa; Chordata; Mammalia; Carnivora; Felidae
Product: proline-rich protein HaeIII subfamily 1-like
Exons: 2
Coding region: 1-762 (253 amino acids)
Source: RefSeq, a predicted model, not a curated record
AUGGCUUGGGGCGUGGGAUCAGAUCUCAGGCCUUGGGGGCACAAACCGGGCAGUGGGGUGAGGAGGACCAGAGGUGGGGGGCCAGGGCCCGCCGGCCCGCCCCGGACACCCCUCCCCCUCCCGCGCGGGCGGCGGCGGCGGCGGGAGCCUCCCGGGCCGGUCAGGAAAAUGGCCGAUGGGCCCGGGGUGGCCUGUCACCCGCGGCGCCGCCACCAACCCGCGAUGCCGGCCACCCUACAGGGGCACCCCACGCUGACGACUCGGGGACCUGGCGACCCGGCCUCGCCCCACCCCCACCCCGGCCCGGCCCGACCCGGGCGCUCUGGGAGUCCUCGCCGCCGCACCGUCCCGCAGCCCCACGGCAGGGCCCUUACCCAAAGCCGUCUCCGCGGCAGGCAGGCGGCACGAGCUGAGGCCCGACGCAGGAGGCAGAGGCGAGCGGGAAGCCGGGAGGCGGGAGGCGGCGGCGGGCCGAGCGCGCGGCGGUGGCGGGAUCCGCGCCUGCCCCCUACACCGCGCUGGCGGCCGAGCCGGCUGCUCCUGCGCCCGGCUAAGAGCGGGACAUUUAAAAAUCCCUGCGCGCGGAACCGGCCCCCGGCCCGCCCUCGCGCCCUCCCGCCACCCUCCGCCCCGCCCCGGCCGCUCAGAGCCCCUCAGCGGCCGCCCGAGGGCCCGGGCCCGCCCAGCAGCCGCCCUCAGGACCGCCCAGCCGCGGCGCAAGCCAGCCGAGGCACUCCGAACCGACGGGGGGGCGGGGCCUGA